AUGGCAUUGCAUGCCAUCGAUUGUAGAUCUCACACGGUGCAAAUCCUACCCAGCGUGCCUAUACCCAUUUUUCGUUCAGUCGCUGGCAUAAUUGAUGGGAAAAUAUAUGUAACUGGAUAUUACCAUUACGAUCAUGACUUGAAGAAGGUACUCAGGAUGGUGGUGUUCAAUACAGAAACACAAAUGUGGGAGCCAGAGAUGAUAGAGGCAGACACAGAGGCAGAGCCAAAGAGGAUGUAUUGUGGUAGUGUUGUGAUGGGUGAUAACAUAUACAUGAGGGAUUGUCUGAAUAGCUUUGUUUACGAGUAA
Molecule: messenger RNA, 309 nt
Organism: Microthlaspi erraticum
Lineage: Eukaryota; Viridiplantae; Streptophyta; Magnoliopsida; Brassicales; Brassicaceae
Source: the annotation of a GenBank genome assembly